Carya illinoinensis is the source of this 1226-nucleotide messenger RNA. RefSeq lists its product as uncharacterized. NCBI's taxonomy places the organism in Eukaryota, Viridiplantae, Streptophyta, Magnoliopsida, Fagales, Juglandaceae. The transcript has 2 exons. The coding region runs from base 1 to 744 and encodes 247 amino acids. The record is from RefSeq and is a predicted model, not a curated record. Gene Ontology annotation, cellular component: chloroplast.
AUGGUAGCCAUCAAAACCAUGCAAACCUCUUUCAUUGCAACCAAACAUGGAAUUUUCCACACAAAAAGACCCCUCAACAAAAAGAUUUCUUUCCUGUGCCUCAGCAAGCCCAACGAUGAUUCAAAUUCAGAGGCUUCUUUUCCCGAAGGAGAUACCCGCAAGCAAGAGCUGCUUGCAAGAAUAGCGAUGCUUCAGGCUCAGAAAGUCCGUCUCACCGACUACUUGGAUGAAAGGUCAGCUUAUCUCUCACAGUUUGGCGAAGAAGCCAAUGCGGAGUUUGACAAGAUUGGAGAAGAUGCCCUCAAAGGACUGGAUGAAGCUAGUGCCAGGAUAAUGGAGAAUAUUGAGAGCCGCAUGCAGGCUUUUGAGGAAUCCUCAGAAUUGAACAGACUAGAGAUUGAGAAGAACGAAAACGAGGUAGCAGAGUUUGAAGGCCAAAUGGAGAAAGACCGGAAUGAAUGGCUGUUCUUCAAGAACCUGAGGCAAAGGACACCUGCAGAAAAAUCAGAAGCAAAAGAGGAAAUGGAGAAGAUAAAAGAGGUUACUAAAAAGAACGCCGGAUCAAAAACCAGGAGGAAUAUUUACCUCGCAUUAAUAGGCCUGAUAGUCAUUAGCAUUGCAGAUUCUUUCCUGUCCUCUACUUCUGAUUGGCGAAAGGUCGCUGUUCUUGGAGCAAUUCUAGUGGCUUUGCUAUCUCAGUUCAUCUACGAGCAGAGGAUUUUAUCAGAAACAGAAGAUAAGUAGAAGGGAAGACAGGUGAAGAAAAGAAGUGAAUAUCCUUGGCUAUGCGCUGAUAGAAUUUCUAAUAUAAGACUUUUAGCCAUAAUUGUGUUGAUCGAAUGUGGCAUGAUACAAUAACCCCAAGCUGAUACUAACGACUUGGGUCUGAUACAUCAAGCUACUUCACUUUGGCAUCAUCAAUAUCUGAACUUGGUGACAUAACUUAAACCACCAAGACCUGGGCAGCCAAGUUACCCUAUGUGAUGCUUUAUAAACAUUUCUCCACUGUAAAAUUGAUACAAAAGUACUAGCUAAAGGUUUCACAUUUUUUUUAAUAGGUAAAUAUAUGUAUGAUCAUCCAAUCCUGAAUGUUUUAUUUUCUUGUUAAUUGUUGAGAAGACAUUAUCUCUACGGUCCAUUGGAUGGUAAGCAACUUCUUGUAUACUAGAGGCAGCAUUUGUUUUUAAAAAAUAAUGCUCAAAAGGCUUGCAACAUUAGAACAAAAA